Messenger RNA from Colletotrichum godetiae, 1963 nucleotides. Its product is annotated as general substrate transporter. The coding region runs from base 352 to 1821 and encodes 489 amino acids. NCBI's taxonomy places the organism in Eukaryota, Fungi, Ascomycota, Sordariomycetes, Glomerellales, Glomerellaceae. The record is from RefSeq and is a predicted model, not a curated record. Gene Ontology annotation, biological process: transmembrane transport; carbohydrate transport. The transcript is spliced from 8 exons. Gene Ontology annotation, molecular function: carbohydrate:proton symporter activity. Gene Ontology annotation, cellular component: membrane.
CGAUUGGUCUCAAGAUGGCUGACGGCUCAGACGGCAUUGGACUUCUCCCUCUUCCCGCAGUGAAACCCCAAACCCCCCGCAGAUGUGCUUUACCCCGUGUCGUGUGGAUUCCCGGGGAAGUGGUUCUAACCACGUCGAUCUUGAUACUUGGCGUACGAUCACGAACUGUCUGAUUGUUUUGUCAAAUUGUGUCCAUGUCUUUAUAAACGUUCGCAAAGGACGUUCGGACGACAGCUUUCGUGGGGAAGCAGGCGUCUCUUGUGCUUACCGCACGUUCUUUGUGUAAAAGCAGAUUAUCUUCUAAGCCACGUAUCUUUUCAGACUUCACAACCACCAGAUUCCACCCAAAAGAUGGGCGAACUUCGAGGGCAGCGGCUAGUGUUGGCCGUCAGUGUUCUCACAUCGUUGGGUUUCAUGCUCAUUGGCUAUGACAAUGGUCUUAUGGGAGGCCUGGUCAAUGCACCGGCAUUCAACUCAACGUUCGACACUCCGGAUCCGACCAUGACAGGCCUCAUUGUGGCAAUCUACGAAGUUGGCUGUUUCUUCGGAUGUGUAGCCACGGCGAUAUUCGGCGAGAAGUAUGGCCGCCGAAGAACCAUCGGAACUGGUUGCUCUAUCAUGGUCGUUGGUGCUAUCAUUCAGGCCGCUUCGUAUGGACGUGCCCAGAUGAUUGUCGGGCGAAUUGUCUCGGGUAUCGGAAUGGGCAUCGUCAACUCUACCGUUCCCGUCUUACAGGCGGAGUUCAGCCCCAAGGCAAGCCGAGGCAUUUACGUCUGCGCACAACUUUCUACCCUGAACUUUGGAAUCUUCCUCAUUUACUGGAUCGACUAUGCUUUUUCGUCACACAUCGAAAGCUACGCCUGGAGAGUCCCGGUUGCUAUGCAGUGCAUAUGCAUCCUGCCAAUGUUCAUCAUCCUGCAGCUCAUCCCAGAGACCCCUCGAUGGCUCGCAUCACACAAUCGGCAAGAUGAAUGCCUGGCCGUCCUGAAGCGCCUCAAGUGUGACGAAGACGAGGAAACAAUUUAUGCCCUCCACAACUCCAUCACGCAGACAGUAUCGUACGAGGCCGAGAAUAGCGCCAGUUCGUGGCGAGACCUCUUGCUCCAAGAUCGUAUUCAGAGCCAGAGGAGAUUCCUCAUUGCGUGUUUCUUGCAAGGCGCACAGCAGCUCGGGGGAAUCAAUGCUAUCAUCUACUACAGCGGUACCUUAUUUGAGAAGAGUAUCGGAUUCGAUAGUCACAUGUCGAGCCUCAUGUCUGGCUUCCUGCAGACUUGGUUCUUCGUCGCCUCCUUUAUUCCCUGGUUCUUAAUCGACCGCGUGGGCAGGCGACCCUUGCUCUUGUCCAUGAUUAGCGUCAUGGCAGCCGUCAUGGCAGUCCAAGCAGCUCUCAUCUACCAGGUCCAAAACUCAACCGCCAUUGCCAAAUCUGCCGGCAUUGGCGCUGCAGCGAUGCUGUUCGUGUUCCAAGGCGCCUUCACGAUUGGCUUCCAAGCAACUGUCUGGGUUUAUCCCUCCGAGAUUUUGCCUCUGCGUAUUCGGCAGCUGGGCUCGUCUAUUUCCAGUGCAACCAACUGGAUUUUCAACUACAUGGUUGUUCAAAUCACCCCAAUCUCCAUCUCGAGUAUUGGGUGGCGGACUUACAUCAUCUUUGCGGUCUUGAACGCCGCAUGGGUGCCCGUCAUCUACCUCUUCUUCCCUGAGACCAAAGGAUUGGAGCUGGAAGAUGUUGAUCGUCUCUUUGCUGGCGAUGACUUUGAGAACACGAACCAUGACACAGAUAGCAAGCACGAAGUCUGGGAUAUCGAAGAAGUCAGGGCUUAGUUAUGGUUGCUGCUGGGCCAAGACUCAAGGCACAGAUUGGAAGCCAUUGCGGCAAAAAGGGACAUUGAACUUGGGUGUACUGAAUGAUACUGAUUGUAGAUUAUUCGCGUGAGUAUGAGCAGAAAAUACAAAUCAAUAAUCU